Vespula pensylvanica (western yellowjacket) is the source of this 5500-nucleotide messenger RNA. It is a transcript of the gene GABA-B-R1, whose product is annotated as gamma-aminobutyric acid type B receptor subunit 1. Gene Ontology annotation, molecular function: G protein-coupled GABA receptor activity. Gene Ontology annotation, biological process: gamma-aminobutyric acid signaling pathway; G protein-coupled receptor signaling pathway. The transcript is spliced from 11 exons. Gene Ontology annotation, cellular component: G protein-coupled receptor heterodimeric complex; membrane. Bases 590 to 3118 code for a protein of 842 amino acids. NCBI's taxonomy places the organism in Eukaryota, Metazoa, Arthropoda, Insecta, Hymenoptera, Vespidae. The record is from RefSeq and is a predicted model, not a curated record.
UUACAAUUAAUAUAAGAUAUUUAUGUUAUAUCAAGUCAGAUUACGCUAUAAAAUUUGUAAAAAAAGAAUUGUCGUAUAAUGCAUGUUUGCUAUAAUUUUCUUAUCGAUCUGUAUAGUGUAGCAGGGGAUAUGUACGAGCGUUCUUGAGAGCCACCUCCUUUAUCCCCACUACUAUCCUCGAGUCCCGGGAUGGAAUCAAUAUGAAAGCUCCCGCGAAGCUUCCGUCUUCGAUGAAAAGCACUUUAACACGGACAAUAAGAUUGGUCGUGAGUUCGAUAGACUUCCUUUGCCUAUAAUAAUGAUCGAGUGUUCGCGCGAAGUAGUUCGUCGAUUUAUUUGAAGGAUUGAUCGUUUCGAGUGAGCGCACUCUCACGCGGGAAAGAAAGUUAAAGGAGAAUUUUUCGGAAGGGGUGAAAACAACGACCCUUUAAUCGAGUUCAAAAUAGGGCUGGUGUAAAGAGAGAAUGAAGGGUACGAAAAAAGUGCGCUUCUCAAGAUCGCGUUCCUUGGGUGUGUCAUAGGGAUAAUUUUAAAGAUACGAAAAAAGAGAUAGAAGAAAGAAAUAAAGAGAGAAAGAUUUAGCAACAGAAUGUUGAUCCUAAUCAUCACCAUUUUAACGGUAGCUCGUACGAUCAUCGCUUCGUUACCACCUUCUGAUGAGAACGACAAUGUCCUUCAUAUCGGUGGUAUUUUCCCGAUAAAUGGAGAGGGUGGCUGGCAGGGUGGUCAGGCAUGUAUGCCAGCCGUGAAUUUGGCAUUAGAUGAUGUUAAUCGUGAAAAGAAUUUGUUGCCUGGUUUCAUUCUGAAAUUACACUCAAAUGACAGCGAGUGCGAACCUGGCCUUGGUGCCUCGGUAAUGUACAAUUUGCUCUACUACAAGCCGCAUAAACUGAUGCUCUUGGCCGGAUGUAGUACGGUUUGUACUACUGUUGCUGAAGCAGCGAAAAUGUGGAACUUGGUUGUCCUAUGUUAUGGUGCCUCGUCGCCAGCUUUAUCAGACAGGAAUCGAUUCCCGACUUUAUUCAGGACACAUCCAUCCGCCACCGUGCAUAACCCCACGAGAAUCAAACUCCUACAAAAAUUCGGCUGGUCGCGUGUUGCCAUAUUGCAGCAAGCCGAGGAAGUGUUCAUUUCUACAGUAGAAGAUCUAGAAGCACGCUGUAAAGAAGCAGGAAUAGAAAUAGUCACACGUCAGAGCUUCCUCUCUGAUCCUUCGGACGCUGUGAGGAAUCUACGUAGACAAGAUGCUAGAAUAAUCGUCGGUCUCUUUUAUGUAGUAGCUGCGAGGAGAGUACUUUGUGAAUUGUAUCGUCACAAUCUUUAUGGGAAGAGUUACGUUUGGUUUUUCAUCGGAUGGUAUGAGGACAAUUGGUUCGAGGUGAAUCUCGAUAAAGAGAAUAUCGUUUGUACUAAGGAACAAAUGAGACAAGCUGCUGAAGGUCAUUUAACGACCGAGGCUCUCAUGUGGAAUCAAAAUAACGAUACGACUAUCAGCGGUAUGACGUCGGAAGAUUUCAGACAAAGAUUGAACAAAAUGUUAAAGGACGAUGGAUAUGAGAUCGAUAACAAUCGGUAUCCCGAAGGUUAUCAGGAAGCUCCACUCGCGUAUGACGCUGUUUGGUCUGUAGCAUUAGCCUUUAACAAAACUAUGGAGAAGUUAAGUAAACUCGGCAAGAGCUUGAAGAACUUUACCUACACCGACAAGGAAAUCGCCGAUGAGAUUUAUUCGGCUAUCAACUCGACGCAAUUUCUAGGAGUUUCCGGAUACGUAGCUUUUAGUUCGCAAGGUGACAGGAUAGCAUUGACACAAAUCGAGCAAGUAAUCGAUGGAAAGUACGUUAAGUUAGGAUAUUAUGAUACGCAAAGCGAUAAUCUUACAUGGCGAAACAUGGAGCGUUGGAUAGGUGGGAAAGUACCUCAAGAUAGAACGAUAGUAAGGACGGUGCUAAGAACGGUAUCACUGCCUUUAUUCAUAUGUAUGGGAACUAUAUCGUCUGUCGGGAUUGUUAUAGCUAUUGUAUUGAUUAUUUUUAACGUCUGGAACAGGCAUCGAAGGGUGAUUAUGUCUUCUCAUCCGGUAUGUAACACGAUCAUGCUGGCGGGUGUGAUAGCCUGUUUCAUAUCUGUAUUUCUUCUUGGAAUCGAUGGCAGAUUCGUUUCACCAGGUGAAUAUCCAGGAGUUUGUCAGGCGAGAGCCUGGAUGUUAUCUACCGGUUUUACUCUUGCGUUCGGUGCUAUGUUCAGUAAAGUAUGGCGAGUUCACAGACUCACCACCAAAACGAAAGCCGAUCAGGCAAAAAAGAAGAUUCAACCGUGGAAGCUGUAUACGAUGGUAAGCGGAUUAUUGGCAAUCGACAUCGUACUGCUUAGCACAUGGCAAGGAUUCCAUCCUUUGCAAAGACAAAUCGAGGUUUUCCCAUUGGAAUCACCUCCAACCGGAGACGACGAUGCGAGAAUAAGACCAGAAUUAGAGCAUUGCGAGAGCGAACAUAAUAGCAUAUGGUUGGGGAUGAUCUAUGGUUACAAAGGUGUUAUACUGGUCUUUGGAUUAUUCUUAGCAUACGAAACGAGAAGUAUCAAAGUGAAACAAAUCAAUGAUUCUAGAUACGUAGGCAUGUCAAUUUAUAACGUAGUUGUAUUAUGCCUGAUAACAGCCCCUGUUACAAUGGUUAUAGCCAGUCAACAAGAUGCCAGUUUUGCUUUCGUAGCAUUAGCAAUUAUAUUUUGUUGCUUUCUCAGCAUGGCGUUGAUCUUUGUACCGAAGGUUAUAGAAGUGAUUAGACAUCCUAGGGACAAGGCAGAAUCAAAAUAUAAUCCUGACGUAGGAUUGUCAAAGGAGGACGAAGAAAAAUAUCAAAAAUUAUUGAGUGAGAAUGAUGAACUACAAAAACUCAUUGCCGAGAAGGAAGAGAAAAUAAAGCUUUUGAAACAGAAGCUUGCCGAACGUGAUGCAUUGAAAGGAGGGGGUGGAAAUAUUGGAAAGGAUUCCUUGAUCGUAGCCGAUUUUGUAACCGGCGAGGGAACUUCGGACAGUGCAAUCGGUGGGGGUAUUUCUGUUAAUACAAGAUCCUCGCGAGCUUCCGCUUCCGAUUUUGAGUUGUCGGAAUCGUACUUAUAAACUCCAAUCAAUUCAACCUCAUUUCAUUCGGAGACGUUUCGAGUAGACCAAAGUUUUGUGUAUUUUUUUUUACCAAAACUAUGGUAUCAUGCAAUAGUUAUUGUCGGCGGUAUUCCACGUAUGUACCACAAAUAAAAGAUACUGUUACCUCUCAAGAAAAAGGUAAGAGAAAGAAAAUAAUAGUAAAGGAAAAAGUCGAAUUUUGUGUUAAAAUUAGUAAGCAUGCGAUGCUCGACGUCUACUUGCCUAGAUUCGUACGAAUGCUACUUCUACGAAAACGUAUUCUAGAUUUCUAUAUUCGUGUAAAUGUGUAAAUGUUGAACCGUCUGAAGUAUCCGAUAUCGCCCAUGCGCGUAAAUACGUGGUCGAAUUCGUAACUUCGUGUAAGUAGAAAACUCGAUUAAACGUCAUUUGAAAUUCUAAUUUGAUGAUAAAUGGAUCAAAUCUCGGCCUAGACCAUUUCAAGCCGUUCUCUCGCCCUUUCUCUUUCUCUAUAACGACUACAGUAUUCUUUUUCCAAGUUAUUAUACGGUUGGAGAUGAAUGAUAAAAUAUUCGAUACGACAUGAAAUAUUUGAAUCGAUGCUCGAAAAUGAUGCAUACGCAAUAUACAAAAUAAUACAAAGUAUCAAACAAAAAAAAAGAAACAUACAGACCAUAGCACAAUUUCUCAUUUGAUAUUACCUUAUGGAAUUCAAUCUUAAGGACCAACCAUACAUGUUAAAUAUAUUCCUUGAUCGAAAUAUUGAUUUUCGAUAUCUGAUAUACACCUAUAUAUUAUUUUGGACAAUUUUUCAUUUAUAAAUGUAGGAGCAAGCACCUCCAUUUCUAAUAAGUAGGCAUUCGUGAGAAGGUUGACCUGAGGGUUUGAAUAAUUUAAUGGUUAGAAAAUCGAAAGAUCUGGGUUCGAAUCACCUAUCAAAUCACCCAAGGGUCCAACUUUUUUUUGCAAAUCCUACAUAAAAUGUAAAUUUGUAAUUAUUCAAAUUACUGACCAGGUCAAAAAUUCCCCGGGUCCAAAGAAAUAACUUAUAUCCGAUCGUUUUUUGACGAUAAAAUUCGACAGAAGAUACAAAAUAUUUAUUUAUUUAUUCUUGCACAAUCGAAAGUUGAAUCUAUACAAAUAGGAUAAAGAGAUGUGGUAGGUUUCUUUGUCACCAAAACGAAUUUCUAUCUCUGUGACAUCAAAUAUCGUUUAUUACCGAACAGAUAAAUUAUGUGAAACAAUUGCAGUUAAAUCUCGUUAGACAAUACUCGUUAUUCUUUAUUUGCUAACCGAUGUAAACCUCAUGAAGUCUGCUCCCAAAUUUUGUAACGUUUAAAUUUAACGCUUUCGCGCUAAUAAUUGAUAUUGCUAAUUAUUUGCAAGUAAAACAAAUAUUGACAAAAAAAAAAAAAAUGCUAACGAGAUUUAAACGCUAGUCCGACCAUUCAUAAAUAAUUUGGGAGUCUUGAUGAGGUAUGUUAUUGUAAUUUUAUCGUCCACGAUAUAAAUAUUUCUUAUUUUAUAAAGAAAUUCACAUUGUACAUUUGAUACUUGCAUUAUUAUUUAUGAAUGGCUAUACUUCUUUAGGAUUUUCUCGCUAUAUUUCAAGGAUAUGGUUUCUGACUUCUUGUUUCUAGAUACGGACAACAUCGGCUGAUUACAAGAAUAUCAUCAGCUACAAUGUCAAAGCAAUAUGCACGAACGGGCUAAAAGUUUACGACAAAGCUAUCUUCUAAAAUUUAGUAUUAAGCAUAUCUGUGCAAUCUUUACUCGAUUUUAAAAGCUUUUUUUUUUGUAUUGGGCAGGAACAAAUGUUAUCCAUAAUUCCGAAAUACAAUUUUAUCAGUUAAUAUGGUAAGAACUGUCCACUCUCAUAAUUGUAUAAUUUACUAAAAAAAGAAGAACUGUUUCGCAUCUCUAAAACGUGAUAACGCGAUUUAACUGCAAUUUGCAAAUUAUUGUUAUUAUCCUCAUCGUCGUCGUCGUCAUCGUCGUCGUUGUCGUCGUCGUUGUCGUCGUCGUCAUUAUCAUCAUCAUCACUAUCAUCAUCGUUAUCAACAUCAUUAUCAUUAUCAUCAUCAUUAUUAUCGUGUACGUACAACGUAGAUUAAAACGUAAACUAUAAAUACAAAAGUUGGAACGUGCGUGUUUUAUCGGUUGAUCUGCGCUUUCUUUAGAAAUUUCAAUUAAAAAAAUAAUUAAUUUCGUUAUAUCGUGAGCAUAUCCACAAUAUUUUUUAUUGUAUCUCAUUUAUUUAGGGUCAAGUAAACAACAUGCUCAAAUUGUAUAUUUAUGAUAGCAUUAUCAAAAUGUUGAAGAAAGUAUCUUAUAUGUACGUUGGUAUAUGUGAAGAUAUUUAUUUUUAAGUUUUUCAAUUAUAAACUUCGUUAAAAACUC